AUGGCCGACAGCGAUACUCGUAAGGAUGAAAACAACAACAACCCCGAAUUUGAGAAUGAGAUUGCGCCAGCCCCUGCAGCUUUUAAAUCAGAUGUCUGGAAACAUUUUGGUUUCGCCGUGUCAAUAAACGCAAAAGGAGAGAAGGUGGUGGACAGACAAUGGACUAUGUGCAGGCACUGCCACAGUAAAGUGCGAUACAACAUGGGAAACACAAGCAACAUGCGAAGUCUGACGACCCAUCAUCCCGAAAAGUUUGCAGAUUCUCUCACAAAGAAAGUCGUGUCCGGUCAAAAAACCCUGAAGGAGGCAUUUUCAACAACUAUGCCACACAGCAGCGCAAGGGCUCAAGAAAUCACGAGGUACAUCGCGGAAUACAUAGCGUGUGAUUUACGUCCCUUUUCUGCAGUAGAUGGCAAAGGAUUUAAAAGGUUAGUUGCCAAGCUUGAGCCGAAGUAUCAAAUGCCAUCGCGGGCUCAUUUUAGUCAAACUGUGUUCCCUGCUCUUUACCGUGAGACAAAAGAACGUGUCAUGUUGAACCUUAAACAGUCUGAGUGCAUUGCUAUUACCACUGAUGGGUGGACUUCCAGAGCGACUCACAGUUACAUUACUAUAACGGCACAUGGUUUGACGCGUGAAUGGGAAAUGCAGAGUUACGUUUUACAAACUAGACAGCUUAGCGAAUCACACACUGGCGUAAACAUAGCCGAAUUCCUUAAAUCUGCAGUCAAAGAGUGGGAGCUGGACAAGAUUGGAACAAGGAUCGCUGUUGUUACUGACAACGCAAGCAACAUGCGAGUUGCAGUAAAGGAAGCCGAACUGUCCCCUCACAUACGGUGCUUUGCGCACACACUAAACCUGGCCUCCCAAGCAGGUUUAAAAGUCUACGCAGUGAGCCGGCUACUCGUGACAAGAUGGAAUAGCUCUCUGGACAUGGUGGAGCGCUACCUUGAACAACAACAAGCUGUUGCUGCAGCCCUACUGAGUGAUGAACUGAGACACAAGUCGCGUGAAAUUGACACUUUGGACACAUCUGACAUUGCAAAUGCAGAGGAUCUUGUGAAGAUUCUUUUACCAAUAAAAAAGCCCACAACUGUUCUCUGUGAUGAGUCGCAACCAACAAUGUCUCUCAUUUCACCACUAAAACACAUGAUUCAAGACAGCAUGGCCACAGAUAAUCACGACUCAAAUGCCAUUGCUCAGAUGAAGGCAGCCAUUCUGAAGGAUCUUACUGACAGAUACCAAGGAGAGGAUGAAAAGUUCAUGCAGGAGAGCAGUGCUUUGGAUCCACGCUUUCGGACCUUGCAACAUCUAGGCAGUGGAGAGAGAGAGGACGUCUUUGAAAGAAUAAAGUUCAAAGCAUCACAGAUGGAACAAAAGGACCAAGAUGUGCUGCCCAGGAGCCCACAUCCAGCAGAUCUGGAAGACAGCAGCGCGAGCUUUGUGCCUCCUCUUAAGAAGCAUGCCCUUGAGGACCUCCUUGGCUCUUCUUUUAGCAGUAAUCAAGUCACAGGUGGAAUUCAGGCAGAAAUUGACUCUUACUGCAAAGAAGCAUUAGUUUCUCUGUCUGCUUGCCCUCUUAAGUGGUGGAGAGGCAAUGCAGGGCGGGAUUCUGUCUUCAUUAGCAAAGACCUACCUGUGUAUACCCGCUACCUCAGUGCCCAGUGA
Paramisgurnus dabryanus is the source of this 1665-nucleotide messenger RNA. Its product is annotated as E3 SUMO-protein ligase ZBED1-like. The record is from RefSeq and is a predicted model, not a curated record. Lineage: Eukaryota; Metazoa; Chordata; Actinopteri; Cypriniformes; Cobitidae. Gene Ontology annotation, molecular function: DNA binding.